This is a messenger RNA of Vicia faba (fava bean), 321 nucleotides long. The record is from the annotation of a GenBank genome assembly. Lineage: Eukaryota; Viridiplantae; Streptophyta; Magnoliopsida; Fabales; Fabaceae.
AUGACAGAACUUGAAUCUUGGCUUUCAAGAAUAAGCCUCCAAAACUGGUUGAACUCAUACCUAGGGAAAUUCUUUCACCUCCUUCUCAAUCCAAAUUAUCCUAACCCCAACGGUGUAUUGCUCGGCUGGGCAAACUAUAGUGACAACAUCCACCAAUCAUCGAGCAGACUCUUUCACAAGUUUAUAGGGGUUAAAGUUCAGAUGGAAAAUGCAGAAGCUGAAAUAUCAAAUGGGAAACUAUCAGCUGCAGUUGUACAAGAGUAUAUAGUGGAGCAACCUAAAGGGUCUUUAAGACUAGGCUGGAUUGCUUUUCUUUAUUGA